AUGCCUCGUGGUCGAAGCAAGGCCGCUCACAAAACUCGAAUGCGAGUCUUCCACUAUAAGUCCCGUGAUGGUUAUAAAACAUGCAAAGAUCGUCGAGUCAAGUGUAAUAAAAAUUGUCCGACAUGUUAACGAUGUCGCUGUAGCAAUCGCGAGUGUGUGCGCGACACAGGCGACAUGCUUACUUGCAUAGGCACCUACAGUGAUGCACUAGAGGAUGCAACUUUCCUUAGUAGAUUAUCACCCGUCCGGAACUAUAUGUUACGACUGCUAAGGGAGAAAGUGCCCGUCAUUAUAACAGUCGUAAUGACGGUCGGUAAUCAGGGUCGCGCUCUCGAGGAUGAGCCACCCAACAACGGCGACUACGUCGGACCAAUAGCACAUAAUGCAGCGAUCUGGGCGCAAUCCAACCGUCUUUUCGAAUCGAAAGGCAGCGAUGUCGUGCAAGCGCUAUCAUGUUUCCUUCUGAUCAUUCUCGAAUCUCUCGGCCUGCAUUUAGAUGCUGCCGACGAUGAGUCCGCGAGAGAGAUGGUCGAGACACGCGCGAAUAAAGCGGUGACGAACAUCGAUCAAUUGCUGCCGAAGCUCGGUGGUCUGCUGCUCAAGCAGGAGCAUACCUCGGUGAAGGGUAAGGAUCCACUGGCAGCCUUGCUGCACCGUCUAUGGGCGUUCAUAUACCACGGCGACGUAUGGGCUGAGCUUGCAUUGGCCGGGCAGAGCGACGAAGCACAGCAUAGACCUCAAGCAGACGCAGUCUUUGGGUCAGUGAUGAAGCUUUCCCUCCAGCACUCGAUUGGGACUCUCGUCCAAUACUCGCCAGAGCAUGAUGCUUCUCAGAAAACUUCGAGGAUCUUCGACCGCAAUUUCAUUAAAGCAAGCCUCCGACAGCAAGUGGAGGACUACAUUACGCCAGAAGUCGAAGCUUUGACUGGGCUCGGUAAUCCUAUCCUUGUGGCAGUGUUAUAUGGGAAGUUUCGUGAAACCAAGAAAUUAAAAAACGAAAGCGGAGCGAACGAAUUGUACGUCAUGGCAAACAAUGUGAUCAACACAAUGCAAGCCCGCCUGAAGGAGAACUUGUCCAGUGACAUGAUUCCUUCGUACUUUAUUCGCGUCGGAAACACUCCCACCACCGACGGUGGAAUGAUCGAUCGCGUAGCAAUCCAUCGGAUUGCUGCAAAGCUGCUGGCUCGUCGACUUCCCUUGUACCCUCCGAUUUCAAGACCGAAGCACCUAGCCGGAGAGAGCCAGUCAUACGCGCAAGGCCGCCCUUAG
Dissoconium aciculare CBS 342.82 is the source of this 1269-nucleotide messenger RNA. RefSeq lists its product as uncharacterized. Bases 175 to 1269 code for a protein of 364 amino acids. The record is from RefSeq and is a predicted model, not a curated record. The transcript has 5 exons. NCBI's taxonomy places the organism in Eukaryota, Fungi, Ascomycota, Dothideomycetes, Mycosphaerellales, Dissoconiaceae.